AUGCGAGUGGAGUCAGAGACACCUAACUUUACAGCUACAGCUGCCAAGAUCAUCAAUAUUGACUUUAGCUGGCUGGUGUUGCUACCCACAAGGUACCUUGCCCGAACACUCCAGGUAGGCUCCAGGACUCUCCGACCAAUAGUAGAUAAGAGGGCGGGGCGUGUGCGUGCGCAGUCCCCAGCCCACGCCCUGGCGCGCGCCAUCCGCGAGUUACAGGCGGCUGGCCAGAGGCGUAGUCUGGCGUCGGUUGCGACCCAGGUGACGGAAAAGGCGGGAAAACGCUGCGAGAUGGCCACAGUGGUGGUGGGGGCCUCCAAGCCCAUGGCCGCCUUUAGAGCGACCCAGGACAGAACGCCGCAGGGACCGGGACCCGGGGCGGCUCGGGACAGCUUCCCCUGCCAGGGCCCAGUGGUGGGCCCCGGAGAAAUGGGAGAAAGCGAGGAGGAGGACAACGACAACGACAACGACGAGGAACCUGCUGAGAUCCAUCUGUGUGUGCUGUGGAAUUCAGGAAAUCUGGGCAUUGCCUACUAUGACACUGGUGACUCCACUAUCCACUUUAUGCCAGAUGCCCCAGACCAGGAGAGUCUCAAGCUUCUCCAGAGAGUUCUGGAUGAAAUCAAUCCCCGGUCUGUUGUUACAAGUGCCAAACAGGAUGAGAAUAUGACUCGGUUUCUAGGGAAGCUUGCCUCUGGGGAGCACAGAGGGCCAAAGAGGCCUGAAAUCAUGUAUUUGCCAAGUGUGGAUUUUGGUCUAGAGAUAAGCAAACAACGUCUUCUUUCUGGAAACUAUGCCUUCAUCCCAGAGUCCAUGACUGCCACAGAGAAAAUCCUCUUCCUUUCCUCCAUUAUUCCAUUUGACUGCCUCCUUAUGGUUCGGGCACUUGGAGGACUGCUCAAGUUCUUGGGUCGUAGAAGAAUUGGGGUUGAACUGGAAGACUAUAACGUCAGUGUCCCCAUCCUGGGCUUUAAGAAAUUUGUUUUGACCCAUCUGGUGAGCAUAGACCAAGACACUUACAGUGUUCUGCAGAUAUUUAAGAGUGAGUCUCACCCCUCAGUGUAUAAAGUGGCCAGUGGACUGAAGGAGGGGCUCAGCCUCUUUGGAAUCCUCAACAGAUGCCGCUGUAAGUGGGGAGAAAAGCUGCUCAG
Messenger RNA from Castor canadensis (American beaver), 1148 nucleotides. NCBI's taxonomy places the organism in Eukaryota, Metazoa, Chordata, Mammalia, Rodentia, Castoridae. The record is from RefSeq and is a predicted model, not a curated record.